AUGGCCUUGGCCUUCAGUGCUGGCGCCCUAGUGUUCGCAGGCGCUAGCGCACUCUACUCCUGGUACACCCAAGAAAAGGCCCAGCGGGACCAGGGCUACUACUACCUUCCACCGCGGGACGGCGACACCGCACCCGAAACGGGAGCGGCCGCGGCGUUCAAGUCAUCCUUCCUCGCUGCCUCUGCCGCCGCUGACGGGGCGAGGGAAACAGCGGCAAAGAAUGCGCCACCUCACAGCCCCGACGCACUCUCUGAUGGAUGCGGGGUGUCGCUCCCCGGCGAGGCGGAGGGUGGUCAACCUUGUGUCUGCUGUCUCGAGCGCCACCAGUCCUUCAUGUUUGUGCAAUGCCGCCACAUCUGCCUCUGUGAGCCGUGUCUUAUCCAGCUUGGCCGGGCCUACGAGGACAACAGGCUGCGUGCCCGCUUCGACGGACCAGUUCAAAUGCCAUGCCCUGUUUGUCGGACCGUCGGUUACGUUGUGAAGACAUAUGCCUCGUAG
Messenger RNA from Leishmania mexicana MHOM/GT/2001/U1103, 498 nucleotides. RefSeq lists its product as hypothetical. NCBI's taxonomy places the organism in Eukaryota, Euglenozoa, Kinetoplastea, Trypanosomatida, Trypanosomatidae. Bases 1 to 498 code for a protein of 165 amino acids. The record is from RefSeq and is a predicted model, not a curated record. The transcript has a single exon.